This is a messenger RNA of Hyaloperonospora brassicae, 1710 nucleotides long. Lineage: Eukaryota; Oomycota; Peronosporomycetes; Peronosporales; Peronosporaceae. The record is from the annotation of a GenBank genome assembly.
AUGUCCGCCGCAGGUCCGCCGCUCGCCGCGGACGUGCAGCUCGACGAGCGCCAAAUGUACGUCGUCGAGUGGGCCGACGGCGCCGUCUUCGGCUUUACCGUUGCGCCCGUGCAGUCGGACCGCGGGCCGGUGCUGUGCCUCGCGCGGCGCACGGCCGCCGACGCGUCGGUCGGUCUGCAGGACGUCGUCCCGGGCGAUCUGCUGGUGGCCAUUGGACCGGACAAAGUCUAUCACAUGGGCGCGACGCAGGCGACGAACCGCUUGCGGGCAGUGCCCAAACCCGUGCGGCUCACGCUGCAGCUGUCGCCGUUCGGGGCCGACGCCAGUGCGGCGGCGGCGCCACUGACGGAGCUGCCGCCGCUCGCGCCGCACGAGUGUACGUACGUGUGGACGUCGGGGCCGCUGGGGAUCGUACUGACGACCGACGCGGUUAGUAAGUUACCGCGUGUGAAGCGGUUUACCGGUAAAGCCGACAGUGUCGCGCUCGCGCGCGAAGUCCAAGUGGGCGAUGAACUGAUUUACGUGAACCAGACGCCCACGCGGGCGCACUCAAUCGCAGCGAUUAUCCAUCUGAUUCGCGAAAUGCCGAAACCCAUUACGCUCCGGUUCCGCAAGAACCCGUUGCCCGAAGCCCACGAGACGGCGCUGCCCGAAGGCGACUACGACUUUCUGUGGGAGUUUGGCUCGCUGGGGUUAGUCGUGGGCACGUCGGCCGACGGGUUACCGUAUGUCCGGUCGUUCACGGGCAAAGGCACGUCGAAGCAGCUCGCACAGGUACGGGAGAACGACGAGAUUGUGAUGGUGAACGACCGGUUGGCGUCGGAGCUCGGCUUCCACGAGACGAUGCAGUACAUUAUGAAUGUACCAAAGCCCGCGCUGAUCCGGUUCCGUCGACCGGCUGCAAACCAGAGGAAGACCGGGAUGCUCGACCAGUCUGCCAAGAGCACGAUGUCGCUGUUGACGGCGCAAACGGCUGCAAUGGGCGUGAAUGGAGAGCCGCCGCACCUGCAGCGCACGUCGUCUGUCGGCCCUUCUGCGUGUGCAGCGGGGUCCCCACCAGCUACUACACUGGUGCGGAGCCAGUCGUCGUCGCACUGCAGUUUGGCUGCUGAUGAGACGGACGCGAGUCCUGGUAUACUGGCCUACCGAAGCACGCGCAGCAACAGUUCGUUGCCAAUAGUUCGUCGCCAGAACGUGGCAAAACACCAGGGUCAGCCAUCGCAAGCUGGACAAGGGGUAGAGGACUUGACGUUUGGCCAAAUGGCUUCAGCACAGGGCUACGGAGACACAGGCUAUCGGCAUCAGCAGCCGCCGCCGCCGCAUGAACCAUACCAUGAGCAAGUGCCACUGCAACAACAGCAGUCGUUCUACCGGUCAUCGCAAGAAGGACAGCAGCAGGCUCGAAACGGGAGUCUAGGGGAGGACGGCGACUUCUACGAAAUCGACUCGGACGCGUACUACCAAAUCCAAUGGACCGAUGGUCCGUUCGGCUUCACGGUGCGUGAAGCGCAAUCGGAGCAAGGCUCCGUAGUCCUCAUUACCAAACGCACGGGCAAAAGCACGUGUGCCGGUCUGCGUCGUGUGGCCGUAGGCGACAUCCUGAUAAAGAUUGGAAACAAAGACGUUCGCCAACUGGGGUUCGAGCGGUCGACAAUGCAUUUACGCAACGUCCCGAAGCCCGUGUUGUUAACUUUCCAAGCCAUCGAUUAG